UUCUGAUAUCAAACGCCCUUUGCUGUUUCUUCUUUCGCCAGCUUGCAAUUUCCAUUUAUUCAUGAUUCAUCGAACCUUUCCUUCCCAUCUCAAAUACCAAAAACAGCCAAACACCAAUUUCUACCAUCGCAAUUCACAAACCACAAUCUCAACCAAAACAUCACCGACCCGACCAACACUAACACCAACAACACCAUGACCACAUCACCAGAAACAUCGCCACUCCUCGGCCCAAGACCCACAAGAACCGACCUCCCCCCCUCAGAAUACGAACCACACAAAUCCCGCCCCAGCUCAAUCCGCAGCAUGCGCUCCUGCCUCACCAGCUCCUCCGUCACUGCGGCCGGGCCCUGCCCGCGCCAACAACCGCCCUCCGGCUGCGACAGUGCAUCCUCCUCCUCCUCCAAAAAAUCCAACACCUUCGACGGUCUCUUCCGGGACAUAAUCCUCGGUUUCUCCGACGGCCUCACGGUCCCCUUCGCACUAACCGCCGGUCUUUCCACCCUCGGCAGCACCAAACUCGUCAUCAUGGGCGGCUUAGCCGAGUUGUUCUCCGGGAUGAUCAGCAUGGGUCUGGGCGCUUACUUGGCCGGGGUAACGGAAAGACAGCACUGGGAGGCUGAGCACGCUAGGAAGGCGUGGGAGGUUUCGAACCUGCCGCAGUUGGAGCAGUCGGAAAUCCUAUCCAUCCUCGAAGACGAUUACGGUGUGUCACGCGUCACAGCCGCAGCGCUGGUGCAGGACCUCUGCCGAAAGGGAAACGAAGAGAAUCUUGUCCGGUUUUUGAUGGAUCUCCAGCUGCGCAUGAUGGAACCGGAUCUCAACCGGGCGUGGGUCAGUGCGGGCGUGAUGGGCCUCAGUUAUUUCGUUGGGGGACUGAUUCCCAUGGUGCCGUAUUUCUUUAUGGAGAGAGCGAGGGAGGCAUUGUGGGUGUCGGUGGUUAUUACGGCGUUGAUCUUGCUUGGGUUUGGGUUUGUCAAGAAUUGGGUGACGAUUAGGACGAGGGAGGCGGGGGUGUGGGGGGCGGUGCAGACGUUGGUUAUUGGGGCGUUGGCGGCGGGGACGAGUUAUGCGAUUGUGAGGUUGUUGGAUUCGGAGCAUUAAGGGAACACGGAUGGGGGGAUGGACUUGGGGAUGGGAUAUCCAUGGAUGCGAGGACGUUGUUCAUGAUUGU
Molecule: messenger RNA, 1174 nt
Organism: Neurospora tetraspora
Lineage: Eukaryota; Fungi; Ascomycota; Sordariomycetes; Sordariales; Sordariaceae
Product: VIT family-domain-containing protein
Exons: 1
Coding region: 196-1104 (302 amino acids)
Biological process (GO): intracellular manganese ion homeostasis
Cellular component (GO): fungal-type vacuole membrane
Molecular function (GO): manganese ion transmembrane transporter activity; iron ion transmembrane transporter activity
Source: RefSeq, a predicted model, not a curated record